Messenger RNA from Knipowitschia caucasica, 393 nucleotides. NCBI's taxonomy places the organism in Eukaryota, Metazoa, Chordata, Actinopteri, Gobiiformes, Gobiidae. The record is from the annotation of a GenBank genome assembly.
AUGCAUUAUAAUAAACAGAGGUCGGAGCUCUUACCAGCAAAAGCAGCAAGUGAAGCCGAGAGGGCAGCAGGAGAGAAGGCACUGUGGGCCCGGGUCAGUCUGGGCUGGCUGCUCCCACAAGACAAGGAGGUCAGGAGACACAGAGGGAGGAUGGAAGGACAGAGGAGACGAGGACAGAGAAGACAAAAAGAGGAGACAAGGAUGGAAGGGGACAAGGACAGAGGAGACCAAGACAGAGGAGACCAAGACAGAGGAGACCAGAACAGAGGAGACAGAGACAGAGGAGACCGAGACAGAGGAGACCAGAACAGAGGAGGCCAAGACAGAGGAGACCAGGACAGAGGAGGCCAGGACAGAGGAGACCAGGACAGAGGAGACCAGGGCAGGAGAUGA